CUUUUUUAUUACUCUAGUGAAGUCGAUAUGAAAAUCCAUCUCCUUCCCUUCUUUGCUUUAUUAUGUGUGACAAUUGCUUUAAAUAGAAGUAAUGGUGCUCUACCAGAAGAGGUGUAUUGGAAAUCCAAUUUACCAAACACUCCUUUGCCAAAAGCUCUACAAGAACUUCUGCUGCCAGGAAACGAGAGUAGAUUUGCAGAUAUAAAGGAUAUUGUUGAAUCGAAGCAAUCAGUGUUCAACUAUGUAACUGGGUAUGGACCAAUAUCGCUUGCAAUUAAAAAAAAUAUUGCAACAUACAAUGAAAGUACUAUAUUCUUUUUAUACAAUGAUCUCCAUCGUAGUAAAAAAAUGAAACUUAGUUUCACUAAUUCCAUAAAAGAGUCCAAAUUCUUGCCUCGUAAAAUUGCCGAUUCCAUACCCUUUUCGAGCAACAAAUCACAAGAAAUUUUGAACUAUUUUUCAAUAGACCCGGCAUCAAAAGAAGGUCAAAUCAUAAAACAAACAAUCAAAGAAUGUGAAGCGCCGAGAUUUAGAGGAGAAGACAAAUAUUGUGCUACUUCUUUCGAAUCAUUAGUAGAUUUCAUCACCUCCAAGCUUGGCUCGGAAGUUAGGGCAUUAUCGAAUGAGGUAGAAGAGAGCACGAAGCAAGAAUAUACCAUAUUGACGGGAAUCAAAAUAAUAAAAGGCGAUCGAUUAGUUUGUCACAAGCAGAGAUAUAAAUAUGCUGUAUUUUAUUGCCAUAAAAUGAGUGGUACAAUGGCUUAUAUGGUUCCAUUGUUAGGUAAUGAUGGCUCCAAACCUAAAGUAAUCGUUGUCUGUCAUUCAGAUACAUCAGCUUGGAACCCUAAUCAUUUUGCCUUCUAUGUCCUAAAUGUUAAGCCAGGAGGUCCUCCGAUUUGUCACUUCCUUAAAAGUGAUACAAUUGUUUGGGUAUCUACCUAGUUUACUUAGA
Messenger RNA from Mercurialis annua (annual mercury), 952 nucleotides. Its product is annotated as BURP domain-containing protein 5-like. The transcript is spliced from 3 exons. The record is from RefSeq and is a predicted model, not a curated record. NCBI's taxonomy places the organism in Eukaryota, Viridiplantae, Streptophyta, Magnoliopsida, Malpighiales, Euphorbiaceae. The coding region runs from base 28 to 942 and encodes 304 amino acids.